This is a messenger RNA of Orbilia oligospora ATCC 24927, 1500 nucleotides long. RefSeq lists its product as uncharacterized. Bases 1 to 1500 code for a protein of 499 amino acids. Gene Ontology annotation, molecular function: antiporter activity; phosphoenolpyruvate transmembrane transporter activity. The transcript has 4 exons. Gene Ontology annotation, biological process: phosphoenolpyruvate transmembrane import into Golgi lumen. NCBI's taxonomy places the organism in Eukaryota, Fungi, Ascomycota, Orbiliomycetes, Orbiliales, Orbiliaceae. The record is from RefSeq and is a predicted model, not a curated record. Gene Ontology annotation, cellular component: Golgi apparatus; endoplasmic reticulum.
AUGCGAUCACCGCAAAGUGCAUCGUCUGGCAAAUCCGUUGCUUUCAACUUCCCUGCCCAACCUGGAAGCAGCGACACCAAUGGCCACAUAUUACCCAAUGGAAACUCAUCUUCAGCUCGAGAGAUCUCCCCCAACAAUCGCAAACUACACACCCGCACAAAUUCGAUAUCCCAGGUCAUCAAAAAUGUCAGGAAACGGAGUGGUUCUACCGCUGAGAUAGUUGAGAAUCUCAAAGCUCCGAUAUCGUACAAACUAGUGCCUGUCACCUUGACAAUCGUCCAAUUCGCAUUCGUCACGGGAUGGUGUCUUCUGUUAUCGCUCGUCGGUCAUUGGCUGCCAGGGGCCGUCAUCCCGGGAAUCCAAGGUGGCCUCAAAUGGCCGACAAGGGAUAUUAUCAGAACCACAGCACCCCUGGCACUUUUCCAGGUUGGCGGGCAUAUCACUUCCAGCUUUGCGACAAGUCGAAUCCCCGUAUCGCUCGUCCACACUAUCAAGGGCUUAACUCCUCUUUUCACGGUCUUCGCCUAUAGGAUAUUCUAUAAAGUCAACUAUCCUCGUGAUGUCUACAUCUCCCUUAUCCCUUUGACCGUUGGCGUCAUGCUUGCCUGUUCCUUUGAAUUCCGUGGGAAUUUCAUCGGGAUCAUCAGCGCUCUCGCCGGUACCAUCAUAUUUGUUACCCAGAACAUUGUUUCAAAGAAGAUUUUCAACAAUUCCGCGCGAACGGAUUGGGAUCGAACUCAGGGUGUCAAAUUAGACAAACUUAAUUUGCUUGCCUAUUCCUCAGGACUAGCACUUAUGCUGACCACUCCGUUGUGGCUGUCGUCCGAAGGAUUCUCGUUAAUUCGCAAGUAUUAUGCAAACGAGAAGCUAAUCCUUGAAGGCCCGAACAAGCUCAGCGGGAUGGCAUUGUUCUGGGAAUUUGUUUUCAACGGAACCUCCCAUUUCGGACAGAACAUCAUCGCAUUUACAAUUUUGAGCAUGGUCGAGCCAGUUACAUACUCAGUCGCCAGUUUGAUCAAGAGGAUUUUUGUGAUUGUAAUGGCUAUAAUUUGGUUUGGCAAUAUGCCGACGAGGAUCCAGGGAUUUGGUAUUUUAUUAACUUUCCUCGGUCUUUAUCUAUAUGACAAAGCCAAAGAUCUCGACCGUCGAGAAAAAGCUAAGAUCGAUCCACGGCCGUCGCUUUUGCCAUUGUCCGUAGACGGAAAGUCUAGAACAUCACCUGUCCCGCCACCUUAUGGCUCACAACACAGCAGCGCUGUGAACACACCCAUCAACGGUGGAGCUUACCAUCCCAGAAGAGGCAGCGUAAGCAAUGGAUCAGCGAAUACUAGCUCCGCUGUGGCAGAAAAGAAGGCCGCAGCGGUGAAUGGGUAUUCGGGAUUAGGCAGUGUGAAUGAAAAUGGGGGACUGCUGCCGGGGACGAAGCAAGAGAGUACAUGGAAGCCGAAUGAAGUUUGGGCAAAUGGAGCUACGGCGAAGACGAAUGGGAUUGCAACAUAG